GCCACUCAUCUCAGCUGAUGAGUCUGGAGUAGAAGAUCUGCACUCCAGCCCUUGAUCUCCCCACCUUCUGACACAUUGGAUUGGUCCACCACCAAGACUCCUCCUCCCAGAAGACCCCAGUAAUCACCACACACCAGUAUAUCUGCAACCAAGACUCUCAGUCAUGGCGGCUGGUAGUUGUGACCAGUUCGCCCUGGUGCCUUUAUCAUCGCCAGCAGCAGUGGGCAGAUCCAGACCGUACCAAGGGGUUCGAGUCAGGGACCCUGUCAAAGAGCUGCUGAGGAGGAAGAGGAGCCUGGAGCUCCACAGCAACAAGACGCCACCUCUUACUGCAGAUGUGGUCGCCCACAACAACCAGUCAUCAUUUACCCCAGGCAUCUUUGGCUCUGAUGUUGCCAGCGGUUCUGCAGCUGAGCCGUCGGCUGCAGCUGGUGAUGGAGGGCUGCAGUGUUCGGGGUGGAAAGCUGCACCUUCUGUCUCCAGCGCUGCACUGCAGCCGGCUGUGAUGCCCUGGUCUUCGUCUGACUACAACCAGCAGGACCAGUCAGCUCAGACUCUGGCCUACCCAGCCACCCCUACUCUCACUGCUGAUGUGUACAUGCAGACUCUGUGUCCCAGUUACACCAUGCUGACCUACACACACACACCACUGCUGACAAACUUUGGGACCAUACCGGUGGCCCCGGCCCCAGGCUCUCUCCCUCAGAUGGAGCUCCCAGACUCAGGGUUGACCUACCUUCCCUGGGCCCAGCCCCUCACCACCAUAUCCACCAUGCCCAACCCAGGGGUCCAGUUUGCCCCAGGGUCUGCAGCCCUGCCCGGGUCACCUCUGGUCCACAUGCCUUUGUCCAUGUCUUUGACCACCAUGUUCCCUCAGCUGGAGGCCCAGGGUGCGGAACCUCAGCCGCAGAUCCUGGAACUCCCAGAGCAUGCAGACCACCAGCUGGACCCUGAACCACAGGGUCAGUCUCUGAAUGAAGAUCCAGAGGUGGAGUCGGAGUCACCAAACCUGUUGGAUAAACUGCUGGAGGAUCACAAGGAGCAUGGUGAGGAGGAGGAGAAAGACUCAUACAGCAGCUCAAUCUUCAUACCCAGUGUUUGAAACCAUAAGUGUUCAUUUUAUCUGUAAAGAUUAUGUUUGUGUCUUUUUAUCUCAGGGGUCAUGUUCUUACAGAUCUUUCUUGCAUAAGUUUUGACUUGAUAAAUUCUAAUGUUUUUUCUAUACACAUUGCUGACAAAGUGUAUAUCGAUGAGUUACUGUAAUUCUAGUUGAUUUGAACCUGAAUUUUAUUUUACGAUAGUAACUUCCAAAAGCAAUUCCAGAUCAUUUUAUUGAUACAAAUCUUCAUAGUAAUUUUCCCAAAGAGACAGUUUGUAGCUCCUGGUGUGACAUUUAUAUUGUGGGGAUUUGAUUCAUUACAGAUUUACUCAGUCAUUUGUGAUUUAAAAUCUAGCCUUAACAACUUUAAGGCCUCAAAUGAUACUUUCCUCAUGUGCUACACCGUCUGAAGGAAUUUUGUGUUUAAUCAUAAGUUAUGACCAAAAAACUGAUUUGAGGUAGUAAAUACUGGUUUAGUUUUUGGCAUGCUGGGUGAAAUGGGUUAGAAGAGUGUAGGGGGAGGUCAGUAGGACACAACACGUCACUUUUUUUGGGUACACUCUAGCUUAAGUUCUCUUAUUUAGCAUUCACAAGCAGUUAACAUUUAAUAAAUUAUUUAGAUCAAAGUAUAAUGUAGUUGUAAGCAGACAGGAGGACAUUUCUAAACAUUAGUGACUACCUUUACAAAAGUAAGAACAAAGUUGGAAGAAACUAGAUUUAUUUGUUAAUGUUAAUAGUUAAACCUGUUCCUUUUUUUUUUACUGUUCUUGCAAUGACAGCAAAUGUGUAAUGUUAUAGAUUUUUUUUAAUGAAUAAUGUGCUUAAAUAAAGCCAAAUACAGGGUAUUUUUGAUUUGUUCAUUUAUUUAUUUUUUCUGAAAUUGCAAUUUAGUUUUCUGCCACACUGACGUGUUGCAACUUCAUGUAGAUUUUUUAUUGUAAGCCAUGUUAAAGUAUUGAAUGUGUUGAGGCAGUUUUUGAACUUGGGACUUUGCUUUUCUCAGCCCACACCAGUGUUCUCCAACCACCGGGUUGUGGACCAGUAUGGGGCUGUGGGUUGUUUGGUACAGGGACACACAGAAAGGAUAAAUACUUUUUAUUUAUAUUUUACUUCUGGCGAAGUGUACAGGGUGUUUUAUUUUGAAAAUCUACUAGAUUGUCUUCAUUCAUGUCAGGUUUCAUGAAGCUGAUAAAUGAAGCAGUCAAUCUGGAAAAAUUUAUAAAAAACCCAAACAUCUCUGGAGCACUCCUUUGAAAUGAAAGAGAGACUCGAUGCUGAGACAAAACAAAAAGUAAAGAUAUACUUAGCAAUAAAAAGUAAUUUCAUUUGUUGAGAACGAGCACGCACGCACGCACGCACGCACGCACGCACGCACGCACGCACGCACGCACACACAAAGAUUGCUUUUUGCUAUGUGCACAAUGACUGGUCUGUAGAAAACUGUCUUCCUUGAAGCUGUCCAUUUUACAAAAAAGGUUGGAGACCAAAGAUCAACACUACCGUUCAAAAGUUUGGGGUCACCCAGACAAUUUCAUAUUUUCCAUGAAAACUCACACUUUUAUUCAUGUGCUACCAUAAUUGCACAAGGGUUUUCUCAUCAUCAAUUAGUCUUUCAACACCAUUAGCUAACACAAUGUAGCAUUAGAACACAGGAGUGAUGGUUGCUGGAAAUGUUCCUCUGUACCUCUAUGGAGAUAUUCCAUUAAAAAUCAGCUGUUUCCAGCUAGAAUAGUCAUUUACCACAUUAACAAUGUCUAGACUGGAUUUAUGAUCCAUUUAAUGUUAUCUCCAUUUAAAAAAAUGUUUUUCUUUCAAAAAGUAAGGACAUAUCUAUGUGACCCCACACUUUUGAACAGUAGUGUAUAUUCCAUUUGCAGCUGUUCUUUGUUUUUUUUUUGUUUUUUGUUUUUCUUUUUUAGCAAAACGACCAUUAAACACAAGGAAAACCUCA
This is a messenger RNA of Amphiprion ocellaris (clown anemonefish), 3050 nucleotides long. Its product is annotated as POU class 2 homeobox associating factor 1. The transcript has 5 exons. The coding region runs from base 164 to 1102 and encodes 312 amino acids. Gene Ontology annotation, cellular component: RNA polymerase II transcription regulator complex. Gene Ontology annotation, biological process: positive regulation of transcription by RNA polymerase II. Gene Ontology annotation, molecular function: DNA binding; POU domain binding; transcription coactivator activity. The record is from RefSeq and is a predicted model, not a curated record. NCBI's taxonomy places the organism in Eukaryota, Metazoa, Chordata, Actinopteri, Pomacentridae.